CGACAGGACGACCAUCGAUCUGAGUCGGUGGACCUCACGAGCACAAGUAUGCUGCUGUCGCGACGAUGCACGAUCUUUGCGGGGAAGAAGCGCGCAUGCUUCUCGACGGUGAAUAAGAGUAACCCGAAGCUGCCGACGCCGCUCGAUGAACCAUCGUCGGGCCUAGGCCUCGGCACUGCCGUUCUCUUCGGCGGUCUCUUUGCCGCAGGGUACUUUGUCGGUACGUCGAUUGGUGUCUUGCCCAGCUAUGAAUCGAUCAAGCGUCAACUUGGAGUGGCGGGCGAUAAUGUCGAGCUGAACGUACGGUCAAAAGUCUUCUUUGACGUGGCCAUUGACGGCCGCGACGCGGGAAAGAUUGUCAUGGGGCUCUACGACGACGUCCAGCCCAAGACGGUCGCGAACUUCGUCGCGUUGUGCACGGGUGAGAAGAGUCAUCCGAACCAAACAUUGCACUACAAGGGCAGCCCGUUCCAUCGCAUCAUUCCAAACUUCAUGAUCCAAGGCGGGGACUUUACCAACGGCAACGGCACCGGCGGGGUGUCGAUCUACGGCGCGCGUUUUCCCGACGAGAACUUGUCCGUGCCGCAUAUGGGUCCUGGGACGCUCAGCAUGGCGAAUGCAGGCCCCAACACGAAUGGCAGCCAGUUCUUCAUCUGCACGGCCAACACGGAAUGGCUGGACGGCAAGCACGUUGUGUUUGGCAAAGUGAUUGAAGGGAUGGACGUUGUCGAGAAGGUUUCGUCGUAUGGAUCUUCACCCCACGGCCGGCCAUCUGCCGACAUCCGCAUCAAGAACUGCGGCCGCUACGCGGACGGCCAAGAAGGCCAAGGGGACGCGGAAAUCCCUGCCGGCGCCUUGCAAGCAGAUGCCCCGUCGGCAGCAACGUCCGUGGAGGAGAUGCAGGAGCGCCUGGACACCCUCCGCGAAGUCGAGGUCCAAUUCAAGGAGAAGAAGGAAGCGGUCGACCCGACGCUGUACGAGCAAGUCCUGGCCGACAUUGUCGCGGAAAAGGUGCGCUUGAAGAAAGCAUUGAAGGCGGCCAAGUAACCAUGGGAGAAUAAAAGAACGAGUUUAAAAACGUGGUCGCAAUUAAAACCCACCCCCUGUUUGACUGAACGGAAGAAAACAACACAUUAAAGAACAAACUCUUACAUAAAAGACCGCUCGCGUCGGAAAUAAAAGAAUUCGUG
Messenger RNA from Aphanomyces invadans, 1190 nucleotides. RefSeq lists its product as hypothetical. The transcript is spliced from 5 exons. The record is from RefSeq and is a predicted model, not a curated record. Bases 49 to 1047 code for a protein of 332 amino acids. Gene Ontology annotation, biological process: protein peptidyl-prolyl isomerization; protein folding. Lineage: Eukaryota; Oomycota; Saprolegniomycetes; Saprolegniales; Verrucalvaceae. Gene Ontology annotation, molecular function: peptidyl-prolyl cis-trans isomerase activity.